AUGAACGACUCGGGCACAAACACCACCCUGGCACCGGCUCUGCUUUAUUUAAACUCCACCAUCCUGAACGUCAGCUCUUAUCUAAACAGCAGCCUUCUGCUCGUCACUAACGCCAUGGCGUCAGCUACGUCGACCGUCACUCAGCCACGUCCACAGACUAACGCCACUUUUACAACUUUAACCACGACUGCCGCGGGAUCGCCGGCGUCCAUUAACGUGCCCUACAUGGUGGCGGAGCUGGUCAUCGCCUUCCUGUCCACUGUGGGGAACCUGCUGGUGUGCGUCGCCGUGGGGUUUAACCAUAAACUGCACACGGUCACUAAUUAUUUCCUGGUGUCGUUGGCAGUGGCAGACGUGUGCGUGGGGGCGCUGGCUAUCCCCUGCGCCAUCAUGACCGACCUGGGCAUCCCGCGCCACAACCUGUACCUGUGCCUGCUCAUGUUGUCGGUGCUCAUCAUGCUGACUCAGAGCUCCAUCUUCAGCCUGCUAGCCGUGGCUGUCGAGCGCUACGUGGCCAUCUUCAUGCCCUUCCGCUACCACAGCACCAUGACACCACGCAACGCGCUGCUCGUCAUCCUGCUUACGUGGGUUCUGGCCUUCCUCAUUGGCCUGGUUCCGCUCAUGGGCUGGCACAAGACUCAGUCCCCCAGCAGCGACUUUUGCUUCUUUGUCAACGUGGUGGACAUGACCUACAUGGUGUACUUCAACUUCUUCGCCUGCGUGCUGACGCCGCUCGUCGUCAUGUUCCUGAUCUAUGCGCAGAUCUUCCUCACGGUCAAGCGGCAGAUGCGCAGGAUCGCGGCGGACAGAGGAGGCCAGGCCAGCGUCGAGGGAGCCGCCAACAUCAAGAAGGAGAUGAAAACGGCCACGUCGCUCUUCCUCGUGCUCUUUCUCUUCACCGUCUGCUGGAUUCCUCUUCAUAUCAUCAACUGCUUCCUGCUGCUGUGCCCCUCGUGCACCGUGCCCCUGCCUCUCCUUCUCACCACCAUCAUCUUGUCUCACGCCAACUCGGCGGUCAACCCUUUCCUCUACGCCUAUAAGAUGAGGUCGUUCAGGGAGGCCUUCAAAGGUAUUUUCCUGUGCUUCAAAGUCAGCGCCGAGAAACGGGAUCGCCAUGGCGAUGGAUGUGUAGCUACCAUACAAAAAUCCUGA
This is a messenger RNA of Clarias gariepinus (North African catfish), 1152 nucleotides long. Its product is annotated as adenosine receptor A1-like. Lineage: Eukaryota; Metazoa; Chordata; Actinopteri; Siluriformes; Clariidae. Gene Ontology annotation, biological process: G protein-coupled adenosine receptor signaling pathway; adenylate cyclase-activating G protein-coupled receptor signaling pathway; vasodilation. The record is from RefSeq and is a predicted model, not a curated record. Bases 1 to 1152 code for a protein of 383 amino acids. Gene Ontology annotation, cellular component: membrane. Gene Ontology annotation, molecular function: G protein-coupled adenosine receptor activity. The transcript has a single exon.